GCUAGUGUGAGUCUGCUCUAAGAUUGGAGACUUUUAUGAACAAGGCAGGAGAAGAGAGAGACAAGAAAAGAAACCUUGCAGAUGACUGCUUUUCUUAAACGCAGGCCAAGAUCGGCCCUGGGAGCAGCCUGGUGCGCAGCCUGGACCAGAUUGAGACCCCAGCUACCUACAAGACCAAUACUAAAAGAGGAAAUUUUAAUGCCGCAGCUGUUCGAGAACUCAUACAUCAUAGACCAGAAUGGCAGCAGCUUCGAAGUCACGGGAGCGGGUACAUUUGGAAGGAAAUGGAUAGAGAAGGGGGUUUUGAGGGUAAAAGAUCUAUGGGAUGAAGGGAGGAAGAGAUGGAAGACAGAAGUGGAACUUCGAGAAGUUCUGGGAAGACUUCGAGAAGUGGGGUUCAGGCUAAGGGAACUAAUAGAAGCCAUCCCAGCGGAAUGGAAGGAGGAAUUAGCAAAAUCCAACCCCAGGACAGUGGGCGGCUGGUACAAGGAAGAACAACAGCAAGAGAACAACAUCCAGGUACUUAGGCUGGAAGAGAAGCUGGAAGAUGACGUGUGGAGUGUUACGAGAUGGGGCCUGGUAAGUGAAAGCAAUAGUGGUUCCAAAAUGCGGAGGAUCAGAGAGGAUAUCAUCAACACAGACCAACACCUCAUGCCGGUGCGGGUCUGCUUGAUACCAAGCCAAAGACGAGGAGGGGAGUACCUUCUAAUUCAGAACGGUGCGGCCAUUCAAGAGUUACGAUGGGACCCAGUUGCCUACUCAUGGAACGGAAUAGGACAUGACAGAAAGACGUUAGCUAACUACGACAUGAAGUUGGGAAGGCAAGUGCAGAAGCCACCGGACGUAAAUAUGGAGCAGAUCUGCGAAAGGCUGGCCAGAACCUUUAACAUGCAGUCGAACCCGUCGAUCCCAGAGUUGAAGUCGAUCUGGGCCUCCCUCCCGCAUCUCCCCAGCCUCAAACUCGCCGGUUUGAUGUGGUUGCUGUCGCAUUCUGCUAUCCCAUCAGCCAAGUGGUUGGCAGAUAAAGGCAUGGAUGUUGAUCGCCAGUGCCGGCAGUGUGGUAACACGCAAGAAGAGACUACCUACCACCUGAUUUGGGACUGCCCAACAUCCGAAAGAAUUUGGAGGUGGUUGGCAGACCAUUGGCAACGAUUAGGAUCUGCGCUGGUCUGGGACGAGAAGUGGGUGGUGGGGGGUCAGCUUCCUCCGCUCUUUUUCAGACAUAGAGGGUGGGGAUAUAUGGCACAGGCGAUCAGGUCAGCCAUCACCUGGGUCAUAUGGGAAGACCGGAACAGUAUUUUGUUUCGGGAGGAAUGGUCCUCAGACGUAGCUAUUCACGGCAAAAUUAAAACCCUGAUCAGGACAAUGGUGGUGGCGGAUUGGGUAAGACGGGCAGACAAGGGUCGGUUGCCAAACGGGAGGAGAUGGUUUCUCUUUACGUGGGCCAGAUCAAACCAACUGGCGGCGGUGACAUUGGAAGGUAAGCUGGCAUUGUCACCAUGGCUGUGCACUCAAGGGGGAGGCAGAAGGAUCCCGCAGUAACAGCAGACAGGGGUCGCAGAAGAACCAGAAAGAAGGGGAAGGAGGAAAUUCAACGGGAAGUGGCGGUCUUGGGGUGGGAAGGGUCGGACCUGGCUCCUCGGUCCUGAUAUAGGUCCGCAGGAGGACCGAAACUAUCAAUGACUAAUGUCUGAUGAUAUCAUUGAUAGAGUAGGGAGGAGAAAGAAUAGAAGCUGAGUCGAGAUAGACUCGGGGGGCAUCGUCUGUAACAGUAACAGGACAGUGCCCUGUGUGAGGACAUGGUGGGGGAGUGGAUAGAAGAGUAGGGGAAUAGGUGGAAGGGGUUGUAGGUAGGAGAAAAGGAGUGCUGGGGACUCUGGGUGAAGGUAACAGACGGCAGUAGGGCAGAUUGGUACUAUCUAGUUUAGCUUAGGUCUGAAUAAGUAGUAUGAUUAGGGAGUAGGGUUGUUGUGUUGUGGUGUUGCCAAGGUAAAGCCUUUAUUUUUGAGACAUGUUUGUGAGCGUCAUAAGCUAAACCGGCUGAUGCUGCCGGGAUAACUCCGGGUUGAAUUGUGAGGUCCCCAGCCUCUCUUCAAUGAAUUGGUAAUACAAUC
This is a messenger RNA of Chara braunii, 2114 nucleotides long. The record is from the annotation of a GenBank genome assembly. NCBI's taxonomy places the organism in Eukaryota, Viridiplantae, Streptophyta, Charophyceae, Charales, Characeae.